Penaeus indicus is the source of this 2715-nucleotide messenger RNA. RefSeq lists its product as uncharacterized. Lineage: Eukaryota; Metazoa; Arthropoda; Malacostraca; Decapoda; Penaeidae. The transcript has 3 exons. The coding region runs from base 49 to 2586 and encodes 845 amino acids. The record is from RefSeq and is a predicted model, not a curated record.
CAAAGAAGAAACAUUGUACGACACUGGGUAACCCGUCGACGUCACACCAUGAAGUUCCUUUCGCUUCUCCUGCUGGUGGUUCUCCUGAGCCUCGCCCUCGGCUACAGAAUCGGACGCCGUGAUCCCCAGGAGAAGGUAGAGCUGCUGCAGGAAAUCGGACACGUUUCUCAGCAUCGCCAAGAGGUCUCGGCGGGUCAGCGAUCAGAGGAAGAGGCGCAGCUCGCGGCACAGCAGCAUCAGGAACAGCAUCGCCAGCAGGUGUCACAGCAUGAUUACACAGGGGAAACGCAGCAGCAGCAGACUGAGGAUAUACAGCAAGUUUCACAGCAGGAGGAAGAAACACAGCAAGUUUCACAGCUUCACCAAGAACGAGUUUCACAGCAGGUUGGAGAAACACAGCAAGUUUCACAGCUUCAUCAGAAGGAAGUUUCACAGCAUGAUGAAGAACCACAGCAAGUUUCACAGCUUCACCAAGAACGAGUUUCACAGCAGGUUGGAGAAACACAGCAAGUUUCACAUCUUCAUCAGAAGGAAGUUUCACAGCAGGUUGGAGAAACACAGCGAUUUUCACAGCAGGAUGAAGAAACACAGCAAGUUCCACAGCUUCAUCAGGAACAAGUUUCACAGCAGGAUGGAGAAACACAGCAAGUUUCACAGCUUCAUCAGAAGGAAGUUUCACAGCAGGAUGAAGAACCACAGCAAGUUUCACAGCUUCAUCAGGAACAAGUUUCACAACAGGUUGGAGAAACACAGCAAGUUUCCCAGCUUCAUCAGAAGGAAGUUUCACAGCAUGAUGAAGAACCACAGCAAGUUUCACAGCUUCACCAAGAACGAGUUUCACAGCAGGUUGGAGAAACACAGCAAGUUUCACAGCUUUAUCAGGAACAAGUUUCACAACAGGUUGGAGAAACACAGCAAGUUUCACAGCUUCAUCAGAAGGAAGUUUCACAGCAUGAUGAAGAACCACAGCAAGUUUCACAGCUUCACCAAGAACGAGUUUCACAGCAGGUUGGAGAAACACAGCAAGUUUCACAGCUUCAUCAGGAACAAGUUUCACAACAGGUUGGAGAAACACAGCAAGUUUCCCAGCUUCAUCAGAAGGAAGUUUCACAGCAGGAGGAAGAAACACAGCAAGUUUCACAGCUUCACCAAGAACGAGUUUCACAGCAGGUUGGAGAAACACAGCAAGUUUCCCAGCUUCAUCAGAAGGAAGUUUCACAGCAUGAUGAAGAACCACAGCAAGUUUCACAGCUUCAUCAGGAUCAAGUUUCACAACAGGUUAGAGAACCACAGCAAGUUUCACAGCUUCAUCAGAAGGAAGUUUCACAGCAGGUUGGAGAAACACAGCAAGUUUCACAGCUUCAUCAGGAACAAGUUUCACAACAGGUUGGAGAAACACAGCAAGUUUCCCAGCUUCAUCAGAAGGAAGUUUCACAGCAUGAUGAAGAACCACAGCAAGUUUCACAGCUUCACCAAGAACGAGUUUCACAGCAGGUUGGAGAAACACAGCAAGUUUCACAGCUUCAUCAGAAGGCAGUUUCACAGCAUGAUGAAGAACCACAGCAAGUUUCACAGCUUCAUCAGGAUCAAGUUUCACAACAGGUUAGAGAACCACAGCAAGUUUCACAGCUUCAUCAGAAGGAAGUUUCACAGCAGGUUGGAGAAACACAGCAAGUUUCACAGCUUCAUCAGGAACAAGUUUCACAACAGGUUGGAGAAACACAGCAAGUUUCACAGCUUCAUCAGAAGGAAGUUUCACAGCAUGAUGAAGAACCACAGCAAGUUUCACAGCUUCAUCAGAAGGAAGUUUCACAGCAGGAUGGAGAAACACAGCAAGUUUCACAGAACAGAACAGAACAAGUUUCACAGCUUCACCAAGAACAAGUUUUACAGCAACAUCAAACACAAGUUUCAGAGCACAACCGGGAGGAAACACAACAAAGUUCACAUCAGUACCAAGACUUAGUUUCACAGCAUCAGCAGCAGAAAGAUGAACCACUAGAGGAAACAGAACAAGCUUCACAGCACAAUCAACAUAAUAAGGAAACGCAUGAGGAUUCCCAGCAUCACGAGCGGAGUGAUGAUGAAACGCAGCAAAAGAACGAGAGCACAAAUCAGGCAUCACAGCUUCACCUAGAAAGACAGAGAAGCCAAGAAGAAAAACAUGAUUCGAAUGGUGAAAUAGAUCACAUUUCGCAGCAUCACCCACAGCAUGUCUACCUAGCUGGGUCCAGAAAAGAGACGUGCCUGCCCCCGCUCACCGUCACAAUCUCCGUCCCAACUUACCUCACUACAACGGCCACCAGCAACCACACACUCCUCUCAUUUGUCCUGGAACCCACAUACAUCACGGAGACCCAGUAUGUGACGGACACUGAGACCUCAACUCGUUACACAGAGACCGUCAUGGCCCUGCGGAAAGUGGUAAGUGUCACAGAGACAGAAACGGAAUUUGUUACCCAGCACGUCACAGAACGCGUGACGGCCACAGAACUGCAAACUAAUUACGUAACAUUCACAGUAGAGGUUGAAGAUUACGUCACCGCCACGAACGAUUGCCACAGUCCCGUUAAAGGUGGUUUUUAAUGUACUUCACUUGACUAUGUAAUUAUUGCAUCACUUUCGUGCGAUGAUUUUUCAAAGGAACAUUUCAGUUUGUCGGAUCAUUAUUACAACAGUCAUCAAUGUUGAUGAUUAUAUCAUUAGUAUCAUCUU